GAUCAGCCCAGCCUCUGUCUUCAAGAACAUUGUCCACUCUGCUUUGGUGGUGAUGAUUGGCAUGCUGACAGAGGAGCUGCAGACCUUCCUGAUUGCAUUGUGUGCAUAGAUGCCUGUUUUGCUCAAAAGUGGUCUAGUGCACAUCAUGAGUCCAACAACCAUGAUCCACCCAAUCCCACCCACUCUGUCUUCAUUGAUGAGACAACUGUUGCAGCUGUUGAUGCAAAGUGCAAAAAACAACAAGGUCGUCCAUAUGGUGCAAACCAGGAUGACUUUGUAGAGCCUGGUAUGUACAUUCCCACUUCUGUCCUUGAUGGAUGUGGGGAGAGCUUUGUUGCUGCAGAUGAACAAAGGCAGAAAGCUAGCACUUGCUUUUUUCUGAUACUGGCCUGA
This is a messenger RNA of Coniophora puteana RWD-64-598 SS2, 393 nucleotides long. RefSeq lists its product as uncharacterized. Lineage: Eukaryota; Fungi; Basidiomycota; Agaricomycetes; Boletales; Coniophoraceae. The transcript is spliced from 2 exons. The annotation marks the transcript as partial. The record is from RefSeq and is a predicted model, not a curated record.